Messenger RNA from Galendromus occidentalis (western predatory mite), 1172 nucleotides. RefSeq names its product nitric oxide synthase-interacting protein. NCBI's taxonomy places the organism in Eukaryota, Metazoa, Arthropoda, Arachnida, Mesostigmata, Phytoseiidae. Gene Ontology annotation, molecular function: ubiquitin protein ligase activity. Gene Ontology annotation, cellular component: nucleus. The record is from RefSeq and is a predicted model, not a curated record. The transcript has 5 exons. Bases 117 to 914 code for a protein of 265 amino acids.
ACAUCUCGUCAACCUGGCACCGAAGGUCUGGAGGAAGACCGCGGAACUUCUGGCUUUCGAAUAAGAAGUUCAUUGGUUUCAUCUUUCCUGUCCAAGCUCCAUCGUAGCGAGGCGAAAUGACGCGGCACGCGAAGAAUUGCACUGCCGGUAGCGUGUACACAUACCAUGAAAAGAAGAAGGACAUGAAAAUGGGGGGUUAUGGAACUCAAGCGGAGCGACUCGGGAAAGACGCUCAGCGAGAAUUCGACUGUUGUUGCCUCAGUCUCCAGCCUUGCCGUGACCCUGUCAUCACGCCGGAGGGUUACAUCUACGAUCGGGAAGCUGUUCUCGAAUUCAUCGUGAAACAAAAGAUAGCUAUCGCAAAAAAGCAGAAGGAAUACGAAAAGCAGAAAAAUCAGAAGGCAGAGCCUGAGCCACCCAGCGCAAAGCAACCACCGAAACCCAAGAGUUCAGAGCUGAAAAGCGACGCUCUGCCCUCAUUCUGGGUUCCGAGCCUCACACCCCAGGCUUCGAGCAGCGGCUCGGGUGUUAGCUCAAAGCCUCCGGACACAGAAGUCCGUUGUCCCAUGAGCGGACAACCCUUGAGAUCGAAGAAACUGUAUCCUGUGAAAUGGACCUUGGUCCCAGAUGACGGAUCCGGCAAGUCAUUGAUAGCGAAGAAGGCUCGCUACAUGUGCGCUGUAUCGCAUGACAUUUUGGGCAACUCCGUUCCCUGUGUUUUCCUCAAAACAUCAGGACACGUCGUCACCGAGGAGUGUUUCGAAAAAGUCAUCAAAAAAGACUGGCUAGACCCCACGAAUGGAGCGAAGUUAAAAGAGAAAGACGUCAUCCGAUUGCAGAGAGGCGGAACUGGUUUCGCUUCGACAAACGAGAAAUUGACAGCCGCCAUUCAAAAACCCGUGAUGCAGGCAUAGGGUGCGCUGAAGUCUGCAAAUCCUCAGUUUGUUUUUCGUCCUCCGCGACUCGGUAUGUACAUACAAACUGUCGUUGAAUACCACCCAUGUACAAUAAUAGGUUGUCCCAGCCUGAGGUGGGGCUUGAGCGACUCGCUCUCUACGCAUUGGAACUCCGAUGAGAACGAGAGAGUACUUGUUGUAGAAUCAGUUUUUAUUGAUUCAGUCUGAGAGGCUCAAGAAUAGAGACGAGAUUGGGAAUCAAUAAAGGUUAAUCUA